AUGUCAGGUCUUCCGGCAGUGUUGAUUGCAUUUCUGUUUUUCAUGGAUUUUGUGAAUGGUGAUAGAACUCCAGCAGCCCAAGACAACAAAAGUCAUGUUGCCAUCAAUUGUGGCUCUAGUGGAGACUGUAUUGCACUUGAUGACAGCAGAUGGGUCAGAGAAGCAGGCUCAACAGCUUUCAUGUCCGGCGAAUCAAAAAGCUCUAUAGCCGCUACAACUUUAUUCCAUGGUGCCUAG
Messenger RNA from Oldenlandia corymbosa var. corymbosa, 237 nucleotides. Lineage: Eukaryota; Viridiplantae; Streptophyta; Magnoliopsida; Gentianales; Rubiaceae. The record is from the annotation of a GenBank genome assembly.